CACUACGGUUUGGGGAGAGUGGUCUGCUGCUCAGCCGCGGAGCGACCGGCCGCCUCUCAACGCUCCUUCACCCCUCUCAGAGGAACCGCACCGCUCUGCCGAUGCGCCCAGCAGCCGCCGUCCCUCCCCGCCACAUCACACCUGUACCCAGAGCUCGUCUCCUCACCGGGGCUUCGCUCUCAAAACCUUCCCCCAUCACACUCUGUAUUUCACUGUAAGACCUCAGGUAGCACUCUCAACUCCCUUCUGAAUGACGGGCGGUCGGUUCGACUUUGACGAUGGCGGCACAUACUGCGGAGGCUGGGAGGACGGCAAAGCCCACGGCCACGGUGUGUGCACGGGACCCAAGGGCCAGGGCGAGUACUCUGGCUCCUGGUCCAACGGCUUCGAAGUGGUUGGCGUGUACACCUGGCCCAGCGGGAACGUGUUCCAGGGCUACUGGGCGCAGGGCAGGCGCCAUGGACUCGGUGUAGAGACCAAAGGGAGGUGGAUUUACCGGGGAGAGUGGACUCACGGGUUCAAGGGCCGGUACGGGGUCCGGCAGAGCCAGAACACACCGGCCAGGUAUGAGGGCACCUGGAGUAACGGACUGCAGGAUGGCUACGGCGUGGAGACGUACGGUGAUGGAGGUACUUAUCAGGGUCAGUGGACUGGUGGAAUGCGUCAUGGCUAUGGUGUACGUCAAAGUGUCCCAUAUGGUAUGGCCUCUGUCAUCCGCUCUCCUCUCAGAACCUCGCUGGCUUCCCUCCGCAGUGAGCAGAGUAAUGGCACAGUAUUGCGUGACAGCCUGUCUGACAGCCCUGCUGGCACACGUGGUGGCUUCGUACUCAACUUCCACUCAGAUUGCGAAGGUUCUGAGAAGAAGAAGAGUCUUUUCCGACGUGGCUCCCUCUUCGGCAGCCUUCAGCGACUGCGAAAAUCAGACUCGCGCUCGUCGAUUUCCAGUAAGCGUAGCUCAGCACACAGUGACACCACCAUGAGCCGCAUCAGUUCAAGUGACGCCAACUCCACUAUAAGCUUUGGAGACGGAGAGCUGGGCGAUGAUUACCUAACUCAGGAGGACAAUGUGGAUGCCCUCACCACUGAGUCCUACAUGGGCGAGUGGAAGAACGACAAGCGCAGCGGCUUUGGUGUCUCUGAGCGCUCUAACGGCAUGAAGUAUGAAGGUGAGUGGUUGAACAAUAAGCGCCAUGGCUAUGGCUGCACCAUCUUCCCUAAUGGCACCAAGGAAGAAGGGAAGUAUAAGAACAACGUGCUGGCCAGGGGCAUAAAGAAGCAGCUGAUCCCACUGAAGAACGCCAAGACCAAACAGAAGGUGGAUCGAGCUGUCGAAGGAGCAGUGAGAGCAGCAGCCAUCGCCAAGACCAAAGUGGAGAUUGCCAUCUCCAGGACGUCCCAUGCUCGUGCCAAAGCAGAGACUGCAGAUCAGGCUGCAUAUUCAGCCAGUCAGGAUUCAGACAUUGCCAGAGCUGUGGCCAGAGAGCUCUCCCCAAGCUUCCAUCAGCCAGGCCCUGACUACAUACGACAGAAGUACAAUGAGCCAGUAGAGGUGAAAGAGGUUCCGGUGGCAGAAAAGAAAGAAAAAUCUCCAUCAGGGAGCCCCCAUUUCUACCGGAAAGGAACCACACCCAACCAGUCUCCAUCUCCGAGCCCAGGCCCCAGUCCCACUCCUUCACCGGCUGUUGUCAAGAAGACCUUUUAUAGCAGUAAGAACACCAUCCCUGCAAAGCCUGCUGGGAAAGAGAACAAAACCCCUGCAGCUGAGUCUUUGACAGCAGGCUUAACAAAAGCUGCAUCAAAACUUUCUCUAAGACAGGAAGUAAGGCAACAGGAGGCUCCUACAGUAGUCAAACCAGCUGUUGCCACAGCAGCCAGCAUUUGCCCCAGCAAUGGGCAGAUUCACUCCCAGUACCAUGGUUACUAUGUCAAGGCAGAUGUCAAGAGUCCACCACCCGAAGAUCCAAUUGGUGUAGAGGAUGACCUUCACCCAUCAAGCCUUGCUCAGUUUCCACCACCUGCCAAACAGAUUCAGACACCAGCACUAAAAUCUCUGCCAGCCCAUUGUCCUUCACCAGCUCCCCCAAAAGAGAGCACCAAAGCAACAGAACCUCUCAAGCCAAAAAGACUGGAAUCAACCAAACCAAGGAGCCUUGCAGAAACCAAGAAAGCCAGCAUGGAAAUAGCUCCUGAAAUUGUAGAGGAAGAAUCGGGCCCUAACUCCAUCUUGGUGGCUCUUGUGAUGCUGUUGAAUGUAGGUCUAGCAAUCAUUUUUGUCCAUUUCCUCACCUGACCAAAUCUCCACUCAGUGGACUCAUCCAAACUAGUCGCCGAGCUGCUAACCCUCCACCAGCCACAGGGGCAUUUCAAAUAGACAACAAUAGUCAGAACAGCAAACACGGGCAGAACGGAGGUCUGAAAAUAGACUAGUGAAGAAGAAGGAGGAAGAGAAGUGGAGCAGAAAAACACAUGGAGAAGAAAGAGAGAGGGGGGAGAUGAAACCUCCUUCACCAUCACCACCACCACCACUACCACCACCCUACACCCCACCCAGCCCUCUCUCUCUGGAUAGACUGACUGACUGGGUUUAGUGCCCAAGUCCAACCUGAUUGGACUGGCGAUGAUUUGGGACUCCACUCCAGAGUGCAGUGAAAGUUGAAGCAAGCAGGUGCUGGUUGGAAAUGGGCCUUUUAGCCCCAACUAUGGACUCUCUUACAUGCUUAGAAAUUACAGGAGACCUGAAGAGUAGAGCGGAUUAGAGCAAGUGUAAGGCCUGGCAUCUUUUCUUCUUAUAAAUGUGUGCUUCGAUUUUUCUAGCUCCAUUUCCAUCCAGCUGUUCAGCAAAUAUGGAAGUUUUUAAAUGCUGCAAUAAAAUGUUUAUGACUAGUCCAGCUGCGUUGAUACACAAUUUGUUUCCUAAAUGAUCCUCCAGAACAACUGAGAGCAUCUUCACUGUGUUGAUUAUGCCUGUUAAUUAUUGGUAACUUUUGUUCUGAUGUUGGUCAUAUGUUAUGUUUCUAUUUUAUUUAUCUACCAUCAUGCAGAACACCUACAAUUUAGAGAGACAACAGGCUGUCAGAUACAUCACAAUAAACAUUAAUGACCUGUAGUACACUUUAAUUCAACUAUUGACCAGGUCAGUAACACCAAGCCUUUAUUAUUGCAUCAACCAAUGCUACAUGGUGUGUUGUUGAAGAAAAGCAUUUUCUGCUUGUAGUGAGCAUGAAGCAUUUUGUGUCGAUUUUUUUUUCUUUGCUUAGAAUCAACUCUCCUGUUAUGUAGAUAUCUACACAUAACUGCUGGAUGGAAACCAGGCUUGUGUGUUUCUCAGUGUAUUUUAAAUGUUUUUCUAUCUGCUUCUGCUGGGUGUGUGUGUGUUUGUGCGCGUGUCUGUUUGUGAACGUUGGUGUGCACGCGGGCCGAUGGACUGGAAAUGUUCGGAGAUGCACUUUGAGCCGAUGGAAUCCAACAGCUGCCUUACCAUUUUACAGAGUGACGUGCUGGUGGGUGAGAAGGGUCCGGGCAGGAAUGUGAAGCGCUUGGCUGAAUCUAGCUCUGUCUGGUCCUGGGAGAGUGGCUCCAUUUCUACAAGUCUGUGUAUCGAUCUGUUCAUAUCUGUUUUUAUCUCUUUCUGUGGGUCUCUCAGUGCCUGCCUGCCAUAUUUUAUACCACAUCAGGUGCACAUAAGAUGAUCAGAGGUUUUUAUUCCAAAAUGAACAGAUGAAGCAUGACUACAACAUCAUCGUUUUUAAAGGGAUAAUUGCAAUUCAAAAAAUUUAAUAUUAUUCCCUGUCUUUCAUUUUUGGAAUGGAUGAAUGAAAGAUUGCUUUUGAUACAAUUACUGUUUGUGUCUGUCUUCACUUGUAAUUAUUGCUCAACCAGGUAUUCAUGUUUCUGUGUUUUAAUAUCUUUUGGCACAGUCUUCAUCCCUCCUGAGCUUAAUUUAACACUGGUUUGUGUAUCCUGUUUAUAACAGUGUGGGGUGUAACAGUUGUAUGUGCCCCUCUGUUUUCUAAGGAAGUUUUUUUAAUAAAUCAAUGAGGGUUAGUACAGUUUAAUACAUUUAUAUUUCAAUUUAAUACCUUAAUGAGUGAAAUUCAUCUAGUUCUUAUUUCAGGCGUGAGUAAUAUAAAAAAAUUUCAGCCAUGAACUGAAUUCCUGGUAGGAAUGCAGUGUGGAUUUGUGUCAGUGACUGCAGUGAAGCUCUUUCACUUAGUGCAGUACAUGAACAAUGUGAGUCAACAGUUAUACAGAAGCUGUCAUUUCUUCUGUCCGUCUUCUAAGAAUUAAAGAGUGGAAAAUGAACAAAACUUAGAUUGUAAGGGACGAUUGAUGCACCCCCUGAUGAGAAUCUGUGGAUUUGGUUGUAUACAUGUGUUCUACCUAAACUCAAAAGUGUUUCAGAUCUGCUUUGGUCUAAAUCUUCUGUCAAGGGUCUAAAUCAACUCUCAGUCUUGUUAGAGGUCUGUCUCGUUCUUGCUGCUGGACAGAAACACCAGGCAGUUACAUAAAUAGCUCUCGUUUGGAGUUGUAAAAGGAAAUGAGAUGAAGACUGCGUGUGACCAUAAUGCUUCUUUUUUUUCGCUGAAGUUUGCUGACAGGCUACUCUUCUUUUAUCAUCCUAGUUUUAUCAACCUGGUUGAUUCUCUGACCAUUCUGAGUUUUUUUGUACCAUUGUGGUUUGUAAUGCAUUGUUAUGCCAUUCAUUUGUGCAAAACUAAACUACUAGCACAGAGACCUGUGGUUUUAAUAACAGAGACUAUCAAAGAAUUCUUAGCUUAAAAUGUUUUCCUUCAUAAUGUUUGUAAGAAAACAUAGAGGCAUCUGACUUAAAAUCUAUAAAUUAUUUAUUUAUUUAUACAUAUUUUAAUGUGGAACCAUGUGUUUGCAGCUUUAAUCAAGUAAGUUUGCUGAUUAAGCUGAAUAGUAAUUGUCUUUGUCUACAAUCUCUAUUUGAUGCUUAUGAAGAAAAGAUUUCUAAUAUUUACCCAACUUGACAGCGUGGUACUGUUCUGUUUAACUGUGGACUUGUGAUAAACGUUUCCACUAUUGUUCAGUAAACUGAAACAAACAUUUUAUCUUUUGGGUUUGUUAGUUACAAUUAUUUACCAUAAAGUUAUUUAAUAAUAACUGGAAAAUAUGAAGAAAUGGAAAAUAAAGCAUGAUAGCAGGCGUUUGCCGGCCCAUUGACUUUCAAUAUCAUACUGUGUAUGGUUGGUAUAUUACCAACCUUUGACUAAUACAUUUAGGAUUUUGUUCUGUAGAGUAAUUAGGUGGUUUAUCAUUCAUAUUUAGAUAAAGAUGACAUUUGUACAUUGGGUGGAUGAUGUAGAGCUCUCUGCUCUCUUGUAUGUGGUAUCCUGUUUGAAUUUGAACUGGCAAGAUGAAGAUUCUGAGUUACUUCAGGGUAUGCAUUGGUUUCAGAUAACUGUGCUGCUCUUGUUCACCAUUAUCAGCGGGAGUAUCAGUGCCUGUUGAAAUAGUACAGCAGCUGUUUAUUUCAGUUUUAUUUAAAUAAUGAAUGCCUUAUGGUAUGGUUUUACACUGUAGAAGCAGAGUGUGACAUUAGGUUUCAGUUUGUGUGUGCUAACUUCUAAACGGUCUGGGCUUUGAGGCCAACAGUGUCACUAAGACCGGUAAUAUACUUUCAUAUGUCCUGAAUGUAUUCAAAACUGCUGGUGUGUGAUUGCUGGUUUCAAAAUGUACUAUUUACCCCUCUUAACAUGGAUGAUGUCAUUUAAAAUAUUUAUCUGUAUUUUUUUAUGAAAGUUUUAGAUAGAAACAUUUUUAAUUUUAAUGAAGUUUACAGUUUGGAAAGAAAAAGCAUUGUCUUAAAUAUGUUUCCACCCUGAUGGCUGGAUUAAGCAUCACGUUUUUGUUAUAAUAUGGAAACUUAGUUAAGUAGUUUUGUUGCCCAAACCAAAGCAGAGAAAGAGUGAAAAUAAGAAGUUUGAUGCAAUCAAACCCAAAUCUCCAAGGUUCGUGUGUUUAACACAAUCACCCGCCACAUCUUACUGAAUAUAUGUACUUUGUCAGUAUUUUUAAACCCAACCAAACAGUGAGUAAAAAGUGAAAACAACAUUAAGCAGAAAAACCGAAAAUACUAGCACCACUAGCACCAAUGAAGGAACUCCAUUCUUACCAUGUUCUCGGCUAGUAUCGCUGGCCCUUGAGUUGUGUCACUGCAGAGAAUUGAAUGCUGUAAAUGUAAAAUGUCAAAUGCUUAUAGGUUUGCUAAUGCUAUGAGCAGCUAUGUGGGAGGGGUAAAUAGCCACUUGUGAGCUAUUGUUCUGCAUAAUACUUAGUGCAGUAGCUGACUGUUUUCGUUCCUAUUCAUUUAAAAAAAAAUUGAUGGGGAUUUAAUGUACUUUCUGUUCGUCAGGGUGAACCCUAUAAAUGAUGGUACAAACCCUUCACAUCAGGUCUUAUCACAAAGACAGUUUGAUGUAAUUAAAUAAAUGUUUUUUUGCUAAUUUGGAUUUCCACACAUCUCAUGGCUAAAAAAACUUAAGAGAGUCCCCACUUGAGAGUCAGAAAAUGUGAAGCUUUUCAUCAAACAUUAUUCACGUGUAUUUCAAUUAAAAACUUUUUUUAAAGGGAAUACAGUAAAUUAAAGUCUUGUGAGUUGCCGAAAUGAUGAAUAGAGACAAAGUUAAAAUGCAGAACUUUGGUUGAUUAUUUGUUGGAAUCUUACUUGGAGUUUUACUUGAAUUCAUUGCACUGUAGUGAAAAAGGAGUAGCCUGAACAGUUAGGGGUUAGCAUCGAAUGCUUGACUGUUAUCAGUGUCUGCAGUUGUGUGACAAUAGGGAAACACAUACAGUGUACAGAAGGUGAAAUGACAGCUUGAAAUGCACUGUGGACAGUUUGUGUUGGCCAAUGCAAAUUGUACUGUACUAUUAUAACUGGUAGAUGAUUGUUUGGCUUAUUGGUAUGGUAGCAGGUGAGUGAUUUAACUUUAUGAUAGUAAAGCUCAUAGUUCCAAGGUAUGAAAGAAAAACUGCAUUAGACCCACUCUCCAGCAAAUUCAUUCAAAGGUAUUACAUUAUUUCUCACCCAUCCACACCAAUCAACACCUCUCUUGAAAGCAGAUUUAUUAAGAGCUGAACAUUAUCACUUUCAUGAGGUGGAUUUGAUGUUCAAGUGUUGCUAUUGACUGCAGUUUAGCCAGGUGUAUAACUGAGUGUUUAUACAUACACAUGUGACUAAA
Platichthys flesus (European flounder) is the source of this 7205-nucleotide messenger RNA. Its product is annotated as junctophilin-1-like. Gene Ontology annotation, cellular component: junctional membrane complex; endoplasmic reticulum membrane; sarcoplasmic reticulum. Lineage: Eukaryota; Metazoa; Chordata; Actinopteri; Pleuronectiformes; Pleuronectidae. The record is from RefSeq and is a predicted model, not a curated record. The coding region runs from base 251 to 2290 and encodes 679 amino acids. The transcript is spliced from 7 exons.